Molecule: messenger RNA, 3294 nt
Organism: Closterium sp. NIES-67
Lineage: Eukaryota; Viridiplantae; Streptophyta; Zygnematophyceae; Desmidiales; Closteriaceae
Source: the annotation of a GenBank genome assembly
GCGCCACUGGAGGAUUCACGAGACGCACACCACCACCAGCAAGACUACCCUUCCCUUUCCUUCCCUUUCCUUCCCUCCCAGUCUAGGGAUCCUCCUGCCAAGCACCUAGGCUAGUACAUCAGCCCGCGUCCCAACUCCAGUUCAGCACUUUCUGCCUGUGGUUUCGACAGGACAGUCUGCAAGGCCAAGCCCUAAACUUCCCGUGCAAGAGCAAACGGCACCGCCUUUGUUCCUCAGGAAUCCGAGGCUCGUUAGAGGACAAUUUAUGCCGUCGUGCGCUGUCUUUCGAGGCGCCUCAGAAUCCGUCAUAUCAACUAACGACUCGUUCCGAGUCGGCUGCCUGAGUUAAUAGCUCCUGGAGGAGUCCGCGCCGCAGCAGUCUUCGAUCCGAACUCGCAAAUUCCGGCGCAGUGGUACGCGCCGCAUCAGCCAGCAUCAACCGGCGUCUAACGCGUCGUCUGCCUUUCGCUAGUAAUACCCGCGGCCUCGUUAUUGGCUACUCGCUACUCGUUAGCAGCAGCACUGGCUUCGUCAUAUCCUCCAACACCAUCCGCACAGCAGCAGAGAAGCGACCGCCAUAUCCGCCAAAUCCGCCACCACUACCACCGCGAUAACCGGCGCUUGCAAGAACUCCGGGUUCUAACGGACCACCACUCCUCGGGACCUCCAUCGGACGAGACGGACGUUCUUCUUGACGAGACGUCGCCUUCUUUUUCUCUGGUCCAAUGGCUGUUCUUUGCGGUAAUACAAGUACGACAACGAUCCGUAUUAAUGCUCCGCCGCCGCAACUCCGCUGGCAGGCGCAGCGUGGCGGCGCUUCCGCAGGCCCCAGCGCGCGGAAAUCGCCUCCCUUCCGCCUGCCCGCCGUCCGCGCGGCUUCCGACCGCCAGAUAACCUCCGCCGCCGUCUCCUCCGCCAAAGUCGCCGCCGCCGCUGCCGCCGCUGCGAAAGUCACUGCCGCUGCGAAAGCAACGCUGGUCCGCGAACCGCCGAAGACGCAGCGGGAGGCGGGAGUUGCGGUGGAGGAGGAGGAGCACGCGUGGCAGGGCGUGGGGACGAGCAGCGCGAGCGUGUUUCUCGCGGAUACUGCCAUGUGGCAGAGCGGCCUUCCCGAGCUCGAUUUGACGGACGGAUUCACCGGAGACGAAUCAACGACAGCCGCCGCGGCGCCAACGGUCGGCGACUACAUGACGCGCCGCCCCGUGUGCGUGCACCCGCGCGCGUCGCUCAAGUCGGCGGCGCGGCUGCUGGCGGCGUGCGCGGUGAGCGGCGUGCCCGUGGUGGAGCCGUACGAGGGCGACGCGGUCGGCGCGGGGCGGCUCGUGGGCGUGCUGUCGCAGCGCGACGUGCUGUGGAAAGAGACGGUGCCUUACCCCGGGGAGGACGACCUGAUGGGAGACCCCUAUGAGGGCCCCAUGAGCCCGUCUCUCAAGGCGCAGCUGGGGAAGAUCCGCAGCCGCACCGUGGCGCAUGCCAUGACGGCAGCUCCGCUGUAUGUGGAGGAGGACGCGCUGGUGUCUGACGCCGCAACCAUCAUGAUUAACCGCCAUGUGGCUCGUCUGCCUGUGGUGGCUCCCAGGGAAGGUGGCAAGCCCGGCACCACAGUGGUGGGAAUCCUCACUGCCGCCGACAUUCUGCGGCACACUCUACUCUCGCUGUAAUCCUACAAAAGCAGCACCUAACUUCCUUCUCGUUCGGGCCUUAUUCUCGGCUGCUUCUGCUGCUCCCGCUGAUUCUCCUCCUCCUGCUGCUGCUUCUGCUGCUCCUGCUGCUCCUGCUGCUCCUGCUGCUGCUCCUGCUGCUCCUGCUGCUGCUUCUGCUACUCUUGCUGCUGCUCCUGCUGCUGCUUCUGCUGCUCCUGCGGCUGCUUCUGCUGCUCCUGCUGCUGCUCCUGCUGCUGCUUCUGCUGCUCCUGCUGCUGCUUCUGCUGCUCCUGCUGCUGCCUCUGCUGCUCCUGCUGCUGCUGCUGGCAUCACAAUCCCCUGUCAUCGUUGGCUUCAGCUGCCGAGAGAAGCUACCUGGAGCUUUCCUUCUCGUUCUGCUCCUCUCCUCUCCGCUACUGUCUGUGUUGCGGUGUGAGCCGGGCAGCAGCUGGCUUCUGGGGUUUGUCUGAUGCCCUAUCCCGCCAUUCCGAUGUGGUUCCAACUACCCAGUGUCGCAACACGUCCCAACACGGUAUCCCGACGUACAUACCGUUGCCCACACAUCCCAGCGCUUUUGGAAUGGUGCCGUCCCAACGCCAUCCCAACGUCCCAACACCACACCCCGCUGUGCAGCUCUCCUCUCUGCUUCACUAUUUACUGCGGUGCAAGAAUGGCCAUUCCUGCAGUGCAGCUCCACUACACUUCACAGCUGCCCCUGAGAAUGUUGAAUAAAUGCUGCUGCUGUAGCUGCUGGUGCUGCUGCUGCAUCGUGUUUGCUGCUUCGCAAGGAGCAUCCUUCCUCUCCUCACGAAUCCACUCCUCUCCGCCCGAUCAUUCCUGCAAGCACUCGGUGCAAACCUGCCUUGUAUUAGGGACCACAAGCACGGGACCUCAAGGUUAAACUCCCCUUCCUCCUCCAUUCCAUCCUGAACCUGCUGCGCCUGGCGAACGGUGAACCUCUUGGGCCCUGGGCCCUGGGUCUCUCUUCUGUGUAAUAAUUGGGAGCACGAACCUUCCGCGCCGGCGGAGUUUGCUCCUCUGUUGCUGUUGCUGUUGCUGCUGGGCCUUCGGACCAGGCUUCUUCUCUGCAUUAUACGGCGCGUGUACCUAGGAACAGACACUGGCUUUGCACUCUGCGCUGCCUGUGCUGCUGCUGCUGCUGAUGAUGAUGAUUUUGCCGCCACCCCGCUGCUUCGCUGCCGUUGCCGCUGCUGCUGCUGCUGCUGCUGCUGCUGCUGCUGCUGCUGCUGCUGCAGAGGCCGGGUGGAGUCAGGACCAACAAGUGUGCGUUGCUGAUGCGCACACACCUGGAGAGGGAGAGAGGAAAGAGGAUGGAAACUGAUGAGAUAGACCUCUCUUCUCCUCCUGCCUCUCACUGCAUUCGAAGCGGCACCUGUGCAGUGCACCCCGGAUAGGAGGGUUUGUAUGGCCUUGCUUGGUGGUUGCGACUCGCCAUCCUUUUCCUUUGCAUCAGCAGGAUGUUUUGAGGUGCACUGUACAUUUACUGCAUACCUCGAGGUAGGUAGAAGGUACCGUGCAAGUAACUGAGGAACGUCGAAGUCCGGUGCUGCUGAUAUACAAAUGUAUGCGGUACCUAUAUGUGUAGAUGUGCGCUUGUACAUGUACAGUAAUAAAAUUGGGUGGUAAUAAU